Messenger RNA from Penicillium hordei, 1503 nucleotides. Its product is annotated as arylsulfotransferase family protein. The transcript has 3 exons. The record is from RefSeq and is a predicted model, not a curated record. Lineage: Eukaryota; Fungi; Ascomycota; Eurotiomycetes; Eurotiales; Aspergillaceae. Bases 1 to 1503 code for a protein of 500 amino acids.
AUGGCUUCUCUAAAGCAAACCCUCCUAGCAGCCCUGGCAACAACAUCCUCACUAAGUAAGGGCCACUACCAUUCACGACCAGACCUCAUCCCACCUCAACUAAACAUCACAAUCCCCGCUGCAAACCACAAUGGGUCCGAAUAUGUCUUCAUCGCCCCAUAUUCCUUUGGCGGGGGCCUCGAACGGCCCGGUCCAUACAUCUAUCGCAAAGACGGCGACUUAGUGUGGGCUGGCACAGGGUACUACGCCGGGUUCGUAGCUAAUUUCCAUGUCACCACAUAUCAGGGGAAAUCUGUUCUUCAGGCAUUCCAGGGUAGUAUUGAUGGGGCCCAUGGUGAAGGGUUUGGGCAGCAUGUCCUGCUCGAUCAGAGUUAUCAGCAUGUUGUCACCUCGACUGCCGCGAAUCAUCGUGUUUCGUCGAUUCAUGAGUUUAAUGUUAUCGGUGGAGAGACGGCUUUGAUUGAGGUCUUUUAUACGACCCCGGCAAAUUUAUCGGCGUAUGGUGGGAAUUCUUCGCAGCAGUGGUUGGGGAAUGGGAUCUUUCAAGAAAAUGAUAUUGCCACUGGAGAGUUGAUCUUUGAGUGGAAUGCUUUGGAACACGUUGACCCGUCUGAAAGUCUAGUGGCGCUGGGUUCCACAGACGCCAAUAGCGGAUUGUCUUCUGCCCAGGCAUGGGAUUACUUCCACAUUAACAGCAUCGACAAAAACGAAGAAGGAGACUACCUGCUCUCGUCCCGACACACGAGCACGAUCUUCAAGAUAAAUGGCACAGACGGCUCAAUCAUCUGGCGGCUCGGCGGCAAGUACCCCAGCUUUUUACAAACCGGCAACUGGACCUUUGGCUUUCAACACCAUGCCCGCUGGCAUCCACAGCUCAGCCAGCCCGGAACGGAGGUAAUCUCGUUCUUCGACAACUCCGGCGACGGCACUAUCACAUACAACAAUGUGUCCCGGGCAUUAGUUGUUCAGUUAAACCACACAGAUAGCACGGCGACAGUUCUCCGAAAGGCAGCAGCACCGUAUGACCUCCAGGCACAAUCCCAGGGAAACACGCAGCUGCUUUCUGACGACCGAAUCUUUGUCAACUGGGGAUCGGAGGGUGCGUUCACCGAAUUUGAUGCUGAUAAUGAGGUUCUGUACCAUGCUUUUAUCCAAACGGGGUCGGUCAGCUACCGCGGUUUCUUGUCGAACUGGACUGGUACACCGAAGGAAAGUCCUGCACUGGUUGCGCUGAAAACAGCGUCUAAUCUUGUCGAGCUUUAUGUGUCUUGGAAUGGGGAUACCGAGACUUCGGCUUGGAGAUUCUUUUACGUCGACGGGAAGGAGAAGACUCAAGUUGGUCAGGUGAAAAGGGAUUCGUUCGAGACAGCUUUCACUUGGAAGUCGACUUUUGCAUUGUCUUCCUCUGCUAGAUUUGUUGCUGAGGCUGUUGGCGCGAAUGGGGAGUCUCUUGCGCAGACCAAUUUGACUGCUACCGCUGCCAGCAUUAAGUUGCUGGAGUGA